This is a messenger RNA of Lottia gigantea (owl limpet), 381 nucleotides long. RefSeq lists its product as hypothetical. Lineage: Eukaryota; Metazoa; Mollusca; Gastropoda; Lottiidae. The record is from RefSeq and is a predicted model, not a curated record. The transcript has a single exon. The annotation marks the transcript as partial.
AUUAUUCUACAAAAUUACCACAAUUACUCUACAAAAUUACCACAAUUAUUCUACAAAAUUACCACAAUUAUUCUACAAAAUUACCACAUUUAUUCUACAAAAUUACCACAAUUACUCUACAAAAUUACCACAAUAAUUCUGCAAAAUUACCACAAUUAUUCUACAAAAUUACCACAAUUAUUCUACAAAAUUACCACAAUUAUUCUACAAAAUUACCACAAUUAUUCUACAAAAUUACCACAAUUAUUCUACAAAAUUACCACAAUUAUUCUACAAAAUUACCACAAUUAUUCUACAAAAUUACCACAAUUGUUCUACAAAAUUACCACAAUUAUUCUACAAAAUUACCACAAUUAUUCUACAAAAUUACCCGCCAUUUAA